Molecule: messenger RNA, 894 nt
Organism: Punctularia strigosozonata HHB-11173 SS5
Lineage: Eukaryota; Fungi; Basidiomycota; Agaricomycetes; Corticiales; Punctulariaceae
Product: NAD(P)-binding protein
Exons: 6
Coding region: 1-894 (297 amino acids)
Cellular component (GO): cytoplasm
Molecular function (GO): oxidoreductase activity, acting on the CH-OH group of donors, NAD or NADP as acceptor
Source: RefSeq, a predicted model, not a curated record
AUGACCACCGUCUCCGACAAAGAACUGCUGGCAUACGUGUCGCGCGCCAAAGGGAAGGUGGUCAUCGUCACCGGCGGCGGUAACGGCAUAGGCAGGGCCAGCGCGCUGCAGUUCGCCCGACACGGCGCGAAGGUUGUUCUAGGUGACUUGGACUUAAAGGCUGCGGAGGAGUGUGUCAAGCUCUGCGCGCAGGCUGGGGGGGAAGCUGCCGUUCUACCGGCUCCGUGCGAUGUCACGUCGUGGGAUGACCAGGUUGCGUUGUUCGAGUUCGCGCUGAGAACGUACGGCCAGGUGGACAUCGUCGUCCCGAACGCGGGCAUCACCGAUGGCAAACCCUUCGCAGAGCCGACACUGGCGCCUUCGGCAAAGUACGGACACGACGUUCCGGUCGAACCAUCCACGACGGUGCUGGACGUCAACCUGAAAGCCGUCCUCCACACCGUCCAUCUUGCUAUCCAUUACCUCAAACUGAACAGCACGAACGAUGCAAACGAACUCAAGGCGAUCGUGCUGGUUUGCUCCAUGGCGUCCUGGAACGGCAUCCCUGGAGCAGUGCUAUACUCGACAUCCAAGCAUGCCCUUUUGGGGACGCUUCGAAGUUUGCACGCUCAGGUUUCCGCGUAUGGCAUCCGACUCGUAGGAGUGUGCCCUUGGUUCGUGGACACCGGCAUCCUUCCGCCAGCCAUGAAGGUGCUCAUGGCCGGCCUGCCCUGGGCGCCUCUCGACAGGGUGGCGAACGCCAUCUUCUACUCUUCCACAGAUCCGUCCGCCGAGACGUCCGGUGCGACGUACCUUAUCCCCGACGACGGCCCGGUCCUGCGCGUCGAAAAGGAGCGCAUCACGGCCGGCAUAUACGCCGUGCUCGACCGCCGGCUGUCGCGCGCCGUAGGGUGA